GGCGACGGUGGACGCGCGGGAGGAAGGUGGCCAGUACUUACCUGCUAAGGACGUGGCGACGAGACUCGAAGCCGAGAAGAGACUAUGUCGGACCUGGGCUCCGAGGAGUUGGAGGAGGAGGGAGAGAACAAUCUUGGGGAGUAUGAAGGGGAGCGCAAUGAAGCCGGGGAGCGGCAUGGGCACGGCAGGGCACGGCUGCCCAACGGAGACGUGUAUGAAGGCAGCUAUGAGUUCGGGCAAAGAAGCGGCCAGGGGGUCUACAAAUUUAAAAAUGGUGCCCGAUACACUGGACAAUAUCUUAAAAAUAAAAAGCAUGGUCAAGGCACUUUUAUAUAUCCAGAUGGAUCGAGAUAUGAAGGGGAGUGGGCAGAAGACCAGCGGCAUGGCCAUGGUGUCUACUACUACAUCAACAAUGACACCUACACCGGGGAGUGGUUCGCUCACCAAAGGCAUGGGCAAGGCACCUACUUCUAUGCAGAGACCGGCAGUAAGUACGUUGGCACCUGGGUGCAUGGCCAGCAGAUGGGCGCGGCUGAGCUCAUCCAUUUGAACCACAGGUACCAGGGCAAGUUCCUGAACAAAAACCCUGUUGGAACUGGAAAGUACAUAUUUGACGUUGGAUGUGAACAGCACGGCGAGUACCGUCUGACGGAUGUGGAAAGAGGAGAAGAGGAGGAAGAGGAGGAAGCCUUGGUAAAUGUCAUCCCGAAAUGGAAAGCUAUCCAGAUCACAGAUCUGGCUCUGUGGACCCCGAAACUCCCGGAGCAGCGGCCUCCCUCAGAGGGACCUGGCCCAGAAGACACGCUUGGAACGGAGGGUGCCACAGAGAUAGAAGAGGAAUCCCAGGCUCUGUCUGAAGGAGGCUUUGAGGGUGAGCUGGACCUGCGGCCAGGAGAGGAAGACGCGGAUGCCUGGGAGUACAAUUAUGAAGUAGAUCAGGCAAACUCAGGCGCCGAGGAAGAGGAAGGGAGACAGGGAGAGCUGCAGGACUAGGUUAGCCGGAGAGCAUGGAUCGCACCCGAGCUGGCCCAGCACCUUCAGAUCCUUCUCCUUUCUUUGUUAGGUCAGUUUAUGAUUGCAAAUAAACCCCUCCAGAGUCCCUCGUUUCCAAAAUAUCUGCUGCUAUGUGUCCUGUUUUAUUUAAACAUAUUUUCUAUCUCUAGAGAUGUAUAUUAGAGCACUUUAGUGACACGGAAGGACUACCUCGCUGUGGGGAGG
Messenger RNA from Octodon degus (degu), 1218 nucleotides. RefSeq names its product radial spoke head 1 homolog (gene Rsph1). Gene Ontology annotation, cellular component: nucleus; motile cilium. The record is from RefSeq and is a predicted model, not a curated record. Lineage: Eukaryota; Metazoa; Chordata; Mammalia; Rodentia; Octodontidae. The coding region runs from base 85 to 993 and encodes 302 amino acids. The transcript has 9 exons. Gene Ontology annotation, biological process: axoneme assembly; spermatid development.